CUCGCCCAACACAACUCUCCCCGCGUCGGCGACUUGUCGGGCGAUCCUGCGCGCGUUGUCGGCUUGCUGACAUGGGGUCUCGCCAAGAAUAGCCGCCCGCUUACUGGUUUCGGCAACCGUUCUCGCUCUCGACGCGGCUCAACAACUCUGGAAUAAGCGUGCGAUCGCCCGCUUGGCCCCUCUCAUUCGCUCGGUGCGCACCCCGACGGGCCCCAAAGUCCCUCCGGCGAUCUCCACAGCCCCCCUCACGCCUACCGCGUCAAAUAUUACCUCGUGCCGCAUAAAAAUCGCCCAAGCUGGGCCUCAGCUCGACUCUCCUCCGCUCACCGACCACCCGGCCAGAUUCUCCCGAGCAGUCGUACUUAAGCCAGCGAAAGAGCUCCUCUCUCUUCACUCACUUCGAGUGCAAACCACCACACGAAUAACUUAACGACAACCCUCCGGGCAGCAGCCUCAGAACUCCCGACCAUGGGCCUCUUCACCAAGAAGCAGGACCAGUCCUUCGCCGACGUCGACCAUCGUGAGCACUCGCACGACGCGAGCGCCAACUCCACGACGAAGAUGACGGAGUCGGAUGUCAUUCUGGUCGAGUUCGAGCCCAACGACCCGGAAAACCCUAUGAACUGGUCCGACAAGCGCAAAUGGAUGACGACUUGGCUCCUCUGCUUCAUGUGUCUCUUCAUCGGGCUCUCGACAGCCUCCUACUCUGCCGGUGUCGGCAAGAUGGUCGCUGAGCUCGGCGUCAGCCGCGAGGCCGGUCAGGUUGGCAUGUUCGUCUUCAACGCCUCUUUCGCCGUCGUCCCCAUGUUCCUUGGCCCCCUUUCCGAGUUCCUUGGUCGCAAUCCCAUCUACCUCGGCUGCUACAUCAUGUUCACGGUUUGGUUCAUCCCCCUCGCGCUUGCGAAGAACAUCGGCACGAUCAUCGUCUGCCGUCUGCUCUCCGGAUGCUUCGGUGCUGCCGGUACGACCAUCAUCCCCGGUACGCUCGCCGAUAUCUGGACGACGGAGAGGCGCGGUCUGCCCAUCGCCAUGUUCUCGUUUGUCGCUGUCCUCGGCACGGUCGCGGCUCCUCUGUACUGCGGCUUCAUCGACCAGAAUAUCGGUUGGCGCUGGAUCGAGUGGAUCCAACUGAUCUCCAACGGUACCAUGUGCCUUCUUGAGGUCCUGCUCCUCCGCGAGACCCGCGGCUCGUCCAUUUUGGCCAAGCGUGCCGCCAAGCUCCGCAAGGAGACCGGUGACCCGCGCUACAAGGCCAAGGCCGAGCUUGAGGCGACCUCCCUCAAGGAGCUCUUGCACAAGUCCACCACCCGUGCCUUCAUCCUCAUGGUCCGCGAGCCCGUCGUGUUCUUCUUCUCGCUCUGGCUCGCCUUCGCAUGGGCUAUGGUCUUCCUGUUCUUCACGGUCAUCCCCCUCACCUUCCAGAACCACCACGGGUUCGCCGAGGGUGUCGCCGGCCUGCCGUACAUCGCCUGCAUCGUCGGCACCUUCCUCGGUCUCAUCUCGUGCUUCCACCAGGCCAAGCUCUACGAGAACGCGCAGAAGAACAACAACGGCAUCGCGGUUCCCGAGGCGCGCCUUUACUGGUCGUGCUUUGGUGGUGUCAUGCUCCCCAUCUCCCUCUUCUGGUUCUCGUGGACGCAGUUCGCCUCGGUGCACUGGAUCGUGCCCUGCAUCGCGCUCGCGCCGCUCGUCUGGUCGAUCUACAUGAUCUUCGACGCCGUCCAGAACUACCUGGCCGACGGGUACGGCGAGUACGCCAGCUCCGCCAUCUCGGCGCAGGGCUUCAUCCGGAACAUGCUCGCCGCGUCGUUCCCGCUCUACUCGCAGCAGAUGUUCGUCAACCUCGGCUACCAGUGGGCGGGCACGCUCUGCGCGCUCAUCGCCACGGUCAUGGUCCCCCUUCCCUUCAUCCUCAUCCGCUACGGCGAGCGCAUCCGCGCCUGGUCCCCGUACGCUGCGGCGACGACGCAGGCCCCGGUCAUCGCCCCCAAGCAGGACAUCGAGGAGAAGGCGCAGGCGUAAGCAGGCGACCAAAAUCUGGACCCGUCGACGCCCCGACCGCGCUCUCCCGAUCCCGCCCGCCGACCCGCUCCAACGCACCCCAUGUCGGGGCCGACUACCCUACGCCGACCCCUACAUACCGAGCACGUACUCACUAAUGACCACCACGCAUCUCAAUCUGCUCUCCUAUAUCAUUGACAUCUUUGCCUCCUGUUCUCCAGUCUGAGCCCGACCGACGCGCUGGGCGUGUUAUACCACGCCCCGCAUUCUAGUCGGGCCGUCUACGCAAUGUAUUAGUACUGACGACGCAUGCCCCCCACUACCUGUUCAUCUUACGCAUAGAACUUACGGUCUAAUUGACGAAUACAAUCGCUGACACUUGGCCAUGUUGGCUGGAA
Messenger RNA from Schizophyllum commune H4-8, 2399 nucleotides. Its product is annotated as MFS general substrate transporter. Lineage: Eukaryota; Fungi; Basidiomycota; Agaricomycetes; Agaricales; Schizophyllaceae. The record is from RefSeq and is a predicted model, not a curated record. Bases 469 to 2022 code for a protein of 517 amino acids. Gene Ontology annotation, molecular function: transmembrane transporter activity. The transcript is spliced from 7 exons. Gene Ontology annotation, biological process: transmembrane transport.